UAGCACUUUUACAUCUGAAAGCAGCUAGUACAGGGUAUUAGUGCCAUCACCACUGUUUGUCCUCCUGCCUUUCCAUCUCUCUCUCUCUCUCUCUCUCUACAUGUUUAUGCUACAAGCUGGAGUUUGGUGCAUGAUGAGGCUUCCAGGGACAUGAGUUGCAUGGAGGUCCCAUGUGUCUUCCCGGCCUAACACCUUAAUGCUUUGGACACUGGGGAGAUGCUAGCCAGUUGCUAGGAGGUGCACAAGCACAAAACUGACUUCACCAGAUUUCAGGGAUCCCAGCUCCUAGAAAUCUUGCACUACCUACAGGGAUAUUUGUUUAUUUUCACCAUCAACCAGGUAGCACACAGCAUCUAUCCCUCGAAGAAAAUCUAGAUUACCUUAUCCUGGAUUUUUCUGCCUCCUUGAAAAGCUGCCCUGAUCUGCCACUCACAACUUUGUCACUAAUGUGGCCAGCACCCUGUCUCUGUAUUGGAUUAUCGACAUCUAUGUGUGUUGUGUGGUCUGGGCGCAGGUCACAUCAUCAGCACAAGGUGAGUCAGCCUAAUCAAUCCACAAGACCCCCUUAAAACGCAAUCAUAUGCAUGCGUGACUCUAGUUGUGAAGUCACGCUUGCAUAAACUCCAAACAAACAAGUGCGUACAAGAAACAUCUCAAUAAUAUACGACCCUCUUUCCCGAAGAUAUUACGAAGGCGAAAGCACAGAGCUAGGGGGGGUAGGAUGGGCUAUGGGGCUCACCCAAAGCUAGCUAUCAAGAAAGAGCACGCCACACACACACACACACACACAAUGGGAUGUGUGGUCCUGAAAGCUCCUCUCUUCCUAGAGUAUAUAUAUUGGAAGUGGCCGAUGAGAAGGUCCACAUCUCUGUCACCUCACAAUUUUCCAUGGGAUUGAUUGAGGUCCAGCUUUUUAGCUGGCAGGUCUUAAGGUUUCAGAGUUUUUCCUUUCAAUUUAUCAAGGACUAGGCCAACAAUACAUCGCAAUGAAGUACAUGAAGCUCGGUUCAAAACCUGAUACGUUCUAUACCGAAGAAGCAGUCAGGUCAGUCGUAUCAGACAUACCCGCCGAUCUCAUUAUCCAUGUAAAUAACACCAAGUAUCAGCUACACAAGGUGUUGUUUACCUGUAGUUCCCACUGCUCCUCAAGUGCGGCCUCCUGCAGCGCCUCUGCUCCGACACCGACGACGGCGAUGAGGAGCCGGUGCCCGUGGCGCUGCACGACAUCCCUGGCGGCGAGCAGGCCUUUGAGCUGUGCGCCAAGUUCUGCUACGGCAUCUCCAUCAGCAUCAGCGCCGGGAACCUGGUGCCCGCGAUGCUGGCGGCGCGCUUCCUCCGGAUGACGGAGGCCGUCGCCAAGGGCAACCUGGUGGCCAAGCUCGAGACCUUCUUCGACUCCUGCGUCCUGCAGGGCUGGAAGGACUCGGUCGCCGCGCUGCAGGCCGCGUGGCGGAUCUCCGGCUGGAACGAGAGCCGCAUCGUACAGCCCUGCAUCGACUCCAUCGUCGAGAAGAUCCUCCUGCCACCGUCCAAGGUCACGUGGUCCUACACGUACACGAGGCCAGGGUACAACAGCACGAGGAAACCCCACCAGUCCGUCCCCAAGGACUGGUGGACGGAGGACAUCUCCGACCUGGACAUCGAGGUCUUCCGCUCCGUCAUCUCCACCGUGCGCGCGUCGCGGCUGCUCCCACCGCCGCUCAUCGGCGAGGCGCUGCACGUCUACGCGUGCAAGCACCUCGUCGACCCGCUCCACGUUGCCAGCGACGCAGGACUGACCGCCAACGGCGUCCUCCACCAGCCGCCGCAGAGCUCAGACGACGGCGAGGAGAAGCUGGUGGCCAUGCAGCGCCGCGUGCUCGAGUCCAUCGUCACCAUGGUCCCGGGCGAGCCGGGGUCGGUCACCGGCCGCUUCCUACUAAGGCUGCUGCGGGUGGCCAACUACGUCAGCGCGUCGUCGUCCACGCGCGCGCAGCUGAUCCGGCAGGCCGGCUCCCAGCUCGACGAGGCCAGGGCGGCGGACCUGCUCAUCCCGCUGCCAUCGGACCCGCACGCGUACGACGUCGGCACGGCGGAGGCCGUGCUCGAGCACUUCCUGGCCCAGUUCCAGCGGCCCGCGCCGACCGACGAGCGGCGUCGGAUGAGCGCCGCCAUGGAGAAGGUCGCCAGGAUCUUCGACGAGUACCUGCGGACCAUCGCGCUGGACCGCAGCUUCCCUGUCGGCAAGUUCGUUGACCUCGUCGAAUGCUUGCCGGACAUCGCCCGCAGUGACCACGACGGCCUCUACUACGCCAUCGACAUCUAUCUCAAGGAGCACCCGGAGCUGAGCAAGGCGGAUAAGAAGCGGUUGUGCCGGCUGAUAGACUGCAGGAAGCUGUCGCCAGACGUGCGGGCGCAGGCGAUAGCCAACGACCGGAUGCCACUGCGCACCAUUGUACAGCUUCUCUUCGUCGAGCAGGAGCGGACCAUCGGUGCAGCCGCCGGCAGCCAUGCUGCUUCCGGUGGCGCCGCAGAUCGGGCCUCCGUCGGUGUUAUCUCCCAGCUCGCGGCGGGAACCAAAGAUGAAGAACCAGCCUCGUCUGCUGGCCACAAGUCAGACGUGCACAGACCACGCCGGGACCAUGCCCGGGUAGCCGAUGGAGCCUCUGCCAUGGCGAGGUCGCUGUCGGCGUCAACCAAGACUCCACCGGCAGCGAGGAAGGAGAGGACGCCGGAGGAGACGGGGAGCAGGAUGAGGAACAAGCAGUGAAGCCCAGUGCACAAUUUGUUCAUACUUGUGAUUCUUGAUUAUAUUUUUUUUAUUUCAGUGCAUCCCAUUUUUGGUGGGAGAUGUAAGAGGUAGAUUUUUGUAAUUAAAAUGGAUAAGGAGUUAAUAAGUGGCUACGUGCAGUCAUGCUCAUAUAAUCUAGGGUAGCUCACCGAUGAACAAAGGUUCGUGUUCA
This is a messenger RNA of Zea mays, 2942 nucleotides long. RefSeq lists its product as uncharacterized. The transcript has 5 exons. The record is from RefSeq and is a predicted model, not a curated record. Bases 1316 to 2749 code for a protein of 477 amino acids. NCBI's taxonomy places the organism in Eukaryota, Viridiplantae, Streptophyta, Magnoliopsida, Poales, Poaceae.